Molecule: messenger RNA, 2559 nt
Organism: Monoraphidium neglectum
Lineage: Eukaryota; Viridiplantae; Chlorophyta; Chlorophyceae; Sphaeropleales; Selenastraceae
Exons: 5
Coding region: 1-2559 (852 amino acids)
Molecular function (GO): calcium ion binding
Source: RefSeq, a predicted model, not a curated record
AUGGCUGGCGCGGCCUCGCGGGCGCCGGGCGCCCUCCCGGCGAACGCCGAGCCCGACGUCCGUGGUCCCGCGCCCCUGCUGGCCGCGAGCCCGGGGUUUCUCGCCAGGCGCGCGCGGGGCGCGCGGACGCGCAGCGCCGAGGAGCACCUGGCGGCAGUGGAUCGCUGGUUCAGGGUGCUGGCCGCCAGCCGCCCGGGCGAGGCGGCGCGGCCCGCCGCGCCAGAGCAGGACCAGCUGUCCACAAACGCCGUGCCGCGCACGGGCGAGCGGGGCGGGCCGGGCGGGGCGGCGGCGGCCACGGGCGAGGCGCCGCCGCAGCAGCUUGUGGAGCGGCGGCAGCAGCUGCCGCAGCAGCAGGUGCACCUGGGGGGCAUGGGGCAGCAACACGGACCGCCGGGAUCGCAGCUUCUGCCUCAGCAUGCGGACAUGCAGGCGUCACGGCAGCCAGGCGCACAGGCGCAGCACGCUGAGCAGCUGUCGCCGGCGCCGGCCGUGGCUACUGCGCAAGCAGCUCAGGAGCGCAAGCGGGCCUACCAACAUACGGCACUUGCACAGGAUCAGCAGCAGAAGCAGUUACAGGCUGAGCAGCAGCAGCAGCAGCAGCAGCAGCAGCAGCAGCAGCAGCAGCAGCAGCAGCAGCAGGCUGUGGCUGUCUCCCGUCCUGGGCUGCCUCCGCUCAACGAGCCCUCCAACAGGCCUCCCGAGGACGCAGGCGCGGCCAAACACCUGCCCGCUGGCCGGGAUGCAGGCGCAGGCCGCACGCCUGGCCGCGCCGCAUCCAGCACUCCGCCACCCCUGGCAGCCUCUGCGCCCGCCGUGGGCCUUGGGUCGGGCGCGAGCGCAGACGCCGCCGCCGCCCGCGGGGCCCCGCCCCCGCCGCCAGGAGCGCUCGAUGGGCGGCUGUCCAGCAGGGCGCUCUCGCCGCCGACUGCUGGCGCGCACCAGCAGUCCGACAGCGGCGUCCUGCUAGGGUCAGGGGGAGGGCCUGGCCUAGAUGCGGAGGACUCGGGCAGGUCAGUCGGGACGGCCGGCGCCGCGCAGCCCAGCAGCGAGCCAGGCGCGCGCGCCAGCACGCCGCAGCCGCAGCCGGCGCAGCCGGCGGGCGAAGACGCGGCGCCGGGGGCCGCUUUGGCCGCGGCCGCCGCGGCACGCCGGCCGGCGGGCGGGCUCGUUCGUCAGUGCUCGGACGACGUCCUUGUGGGGUCGGUCGUGUCCGCGGCGACCGGCGCUGUGGCGGCUGGUGAGCCAUCUGGCGGCAGCUCCGUUGCAGGGGGGGCCGGCGGCGGCUCUCUGCAGGCGACGCCGGUCAAGCUGGCCAGGGGCGCCGGAUGCGGGCUGCGGGCUGCGGCCCAGGCGAGGGGGUUGGUCAUGAGCCCGGAGCACAGCGUGUCGUCGGCGCUGCAGCCCGGGGCCCAAAGCCUGGCUCUGCCCGUGACUGUUAGCAGCCCCGAAAGUCCAGCCGCCCGUGCGGCGCCGGCGGCUCGCGGCGAGCAGCUGCCGGCCACCGCCGUGGCGGGCGGCAGCUGCGAGGCAGCUCGCGGGGAUGGCGCGCCCGCGCAGGGCCCGGAGGGAGCGGCCGCGAGCGCGGAGGCGGAGGCGGAGCCGGAGGCACGGGCGGAAGGGCAGGCGAUCAGCAGCUCUCAGGCGCGGCUGCGGGCGCUGUCGCCGAUUGAGGAGGAGUCCUGCCUGACCGCGGGCAGCCAAGAGACAGCGCAGGGCCAGGGCGCCGGGCCCGUGGCCGCUGCGCAGGAGGAGGCCAGCACCUAUGUUCUGCGCAAGACCUCGAGCGUCGAGACGGCCGACCGCGCGAUGGCUGCCAUCAUCCGCGCCGUCACCUGCCACGUGGCGACGCAGCCCGACGUCGCGCUCUUUGCAAAGGUGCUGUCAAACGAGGUGGAGGAGGAGUUCCACCAGGAGCAGCAGCGCCACCGCCAGCGCUUCAUGCGCGUGGCUGCCGCCGCCCUGUGCCUGCCAUCCGGCACGCCCGUGACGCCGUCCAGCGGCAGCAGCAGCGGCGGCGGCGGCGGUGGUGGUGGAGGCGCAGCGGCCGCGCCACAGGCGGCGCUGCAGCGGCGGCUGCUCGAGCCGCUGGCUGCGGACGAGGUGGCGCGGGUGCUGGAGGGGUGGUGCGCCGGCCGGGGGCGCGACGAGGCGCAGGGCGCGGCGGCGGCGGUGCAGCGGUGGGCGGCGAGCCACUGCCCCGGAGGCUGCCACACGCCGCUCUCGCUCUGCAACGCGCUGCUUGCUUGGGAGCUGCGACAGCACGAGGCGUCCCUGGAGGCCGUUGUCACCCACUUCCGCGCCGUCGACCGCUCCGGCACCGGCGCCCUCACCUCGCAGCAGUUCCGCCGCUUCUGCCGCCGCCUCAACCCGGGGGCCAUGAGCGACGACGAGGUCGCGGAGCUGUUCAGGGAGCUGUGCCCCGCGCCUGGGCGCUACUCUGGCGGCCUGGGGUACCCCGCCGCGGAGCAGAGGGUCGCGUUCAGCACGGUGGCCUCCAGCCUGCUGCAGGCGAUCCGAGACGCAGAGGAGGGCGCGGGGCUGCAGGAGGGAGCGUGA